Aethalodelphis obliquidens (Pacific white-sided dolphin) is the source of this 463-nucleotide messenger RNA. RefSeq names its product ATP synthase membrane subunit j (gene ATP5MJ). Gene Ontology annotation, cellular component: proton-transporting ATP synthase complex; mitochondrion. The coding region runs from base 154 to 348 and encodes 64 amino acids. The transcript has 4 exons. The record is from RefSeq and is a predicted model, not a curated record. Lineage: Eukaryota; Metazoa; Chordata; Mammalia; Artiodactyla; Delphinidae.
UAUGCCUCAAUACAGCUGAGAUUCAAACAAAACAAAAGAAGGACUGAGAUACAGCUGAUGAAUGUGAGCCCAAGCCUGGGUGUUAGUGUCACAGGGAAAUCACCAUGCCUUGACCAUGUUCUUUCCCAGCUUUGAACGCCAACAGUUCUUAACAUGGUGAUGCAGAUGCUUCAAAGCCUUAUUAAGAAUGUUUGGGUCCCCAUGAAGCCCUACUAUACCCAAGUUUACCAGGAGAUUUGGGCAGGAAUGGGGCUGAUGGCUUUUAUCGUUUAUAAAAUCAGGAGUGCUGAUAAAAGAAGUAAAGCCUUGAAAGCUUCCAGUCCUGAGCCUGCUCGUGGUCAUCAUUAACAAGCUCUCCUUGGAUGGGACGUCGGUCUGGCUGUGUUGUGGGAACGUGGGACAUCGGGUUGACUUGCAGCAGUGCCGCUGCCCUUGGGCAUGAAUAAACGUACCUGUGAGACCC